This is a messenger RNA of Closterium sp. Yama58-4, 1455 nucleotides long. The record is from the annotation of a GenBank genome assembly. Lineage: Eukaryota; Viridiplantae; Streptophyta; Zygnematophyceae; Desmidiales; Closteriaceae.
AUGGCGGGGAGCGAGGUGCAUGAGGCGCUGCAGGCGGCGGCGCUGCCGCUGAGUUUCCUGGUGAUGAGCUCGGUGCUGCCGGUGGUGAAGGUGCUGCUCAUCGCCGCCACCGGGCUCAUCUUCGCGCUGCCCUACUUCGACGUCCUGCACGCCGACGCGCGCAAGAGUCUCAGUAAGCUGGUGUUCACGGUGUUCCUGCCAGCCAUCAUCUUCGUCAACCUUGGCGAAGCCAUCUCCUUUGAAAACCUCCUCAAAUGGUGGUUCAUACCGGUGAACGUGGUGCUGGCGUCGGUGCUGGGCUGUGUGCUCGGCAUGCUCGUGGCGUGGCUCACCGACUGCCCUCCCGAGUUCUUCCGCCUCGUCUUCGUCCUCACAGGCAUUGGCAACAUGGGCAACAUGCCGUUGGUGCUGCUGUCGGCGGUGUGCUCCGAUGCGCGCAACCCCUUUGGCGGCCACAACGAGUGCAACAAGCUCGGCACCGCCUACAUCUCGCUCGGCAUGUGGAUGGCGGCCAUAGUGAUGUGGAGCACGGUCUAUAACAUCCUCGCGCCCCCCGAGGAGUGGUUGCCAGGUUACGUACGACCCUUGGACCAUUUCGGCAUCGACCACAAGUACGUCGAUGCGCCCAUGGUGCCGUACCAGGAGGAGGAAAGUGACAGUGACACUGACGACGGGGAGGGGGGUGAGGAGGGGUGGGAGGUGCCGGGGGGGUGGGAGGCGGCGCUGGGAGUGGGCGUGGAGGCCGUGUCGUCACGCCCGCUGGUGCCCGGGGAAGGCAAGCGGCAGCAGCAGCGCAGUGAGGGGUCGGUGCGAGGUGGGCGUGUGUUUGGUGGUGGCAGCCUUGGCAGCAGCGUGGCUCGCACGGCAUCCCGGUCGCUGCGCAAGGCGUCCGUGGCACUGCUCGUGCGCGCUCCCAACACGCUGGGAGAGGUGCUCAAGGCGCUCCACAUUUACGAUGUCUUCCGCCCGCCUGUACUUGCUGCGUGCCUCGCGAUGCUACUGGGCAUGGUACCGCAGCUGGACUUUCUCUUCUUCCACCGCGACGGCGCUCUGCGCUUCCUCACUGACGCCCUCGCCGUGCUGGGCCAGGCCAUGAUUCCAUGCAUUCUGCUGGUUCUCGGCGCCAACCUCGUCAAGGGCCCGGGGGCGUCAGCACUACCAAUGCGCACGACACUAGCGGUGGUGGUGACGCGGCUGCUGGUGGUGCCGCUGAUGGGCAUUGCCAUCGUGCUCUGUGCCGACCGCCUGGGGCUGCUGCCCCCAGGCGACAAGAUGUUCCGCUUCGUGCUGCUGCUGCAACAUGCUAUGCCCUCCUCCAUCCAAAUAGGCACGGCGUGCAGCCUAAGGGGGUUUGGGGAGCAGGAGGUAUCAGCGGUGCUCUUCUUUCAGCACAUAUCAGCCGUCUUCACCAUGGCUGUCUACCUCUUCGUCUUCUUCUACCUCCUCUACGGCUGA